Molecule: messenger RNA, 1851 nt
Organism: Pocillopora meandrina
Lineage: Eukaryota; Metazoa; Cnidaria; Anthozoa; Scleractinia; Pocilloporidae
Source: the annotation of a GenBank genome assembly
AUGAGCUCAAUUAUUUUGUGCACGCUAAUAUUUGGUGCAUAUCUUUUCCCGUUAGUUGCACACGGUGAGUUGAUAAUACAUUUUUAGUGAGUCAACAGUAGCUAAGGUUUUUAAUUAACUCCAGUCUGUAAAAAGAAAACCUUAUGGGGGAGAGUUUCUUCUAAAGAUUAGCCGGUAGUUGAUAAAAAAUUUUUACAGAUUCGUAUCACAAAAAGAGAAGGUAAAACUUUUGUUUACGGUAAAAACUACGUACCAAAGAUUCAAAAUAAUGACAGCUGCAUUUCAGUAUAACCAGUAACAGUUUAAAAGAAGAAAAAAAGUCAUUUCCUUCUUCUAACAGUUUCUUUCAUUAGGAGAUAUCAAUAUCGCUCUCGUUAUUUGUUCCUAUGAUAUAUGAGUAAUAAAUAAAGUUUGUAAUAAUUUUCAACUUUCCAAAAGAAUUAAGUUUGUUUACGUAAGGAAAACAACUUCCUUUGCGAAUUCGCCACCGCAAGUGAUCUUUCCUUAUCAAGUUGUGGUUGAAUUAAAAGCGAGUGUUUUGCUAACCAGUAUUGUCAUUAAACAUCGAAAAAGAAUAGCUGAAAUGCAUUUACACUACGUACGAAUUCUAAAGCCUAUAAGUUUACAGAAAUCUUAUUUAAUCUUUUGUAUUAGUACGCUCAGCAAGAAGUUAUUCAGCGAGAAGUUAUUUGGCUCACGGUAACAAAAGGGAAUGAUUUAGCAGGAAGUUAGUUUAGACUAAGGCACCGCAAAGCUCCAUCAGGAAAACAAUUUCGAAUCCACACUUUCUUUCCUUGUGAAGGACAAGAGACAGAUAGACAGAAACGGUACAAUGUCAAAAAUUGGAUUGUAUAUUUGUAGCAUUGAACAUUGUUUAACGAAAUGGAGGUAACUUCGAUGCUACCUAGACAUAUUGCAAAGAAAAUAUUUUUUUACAAAAAAAACACCUUUUGUCAAGCAUUUAUGGAACGAGAUUUGGCCAUCAAGAAUGGCAACGGCAGAUGAAACUAUCUAAAAAUUACAUAUACGUACCCUUAGUUAACGUAGGUAUGCCCUAAUCAGAAUUGUUACCGAUUAGGAUUAAUUUUUCAGAAGUCCUUUCGAGAAUUUGUUUAAGAAGUUCUCUCAACUUUAUUUCAUUUCUAAACUGAUUCGCUAUCACACGAUGAAAAGUUGUCUUUUAAUUUCUUGUUUGUUUGUUUGUCUUCCGCUUUAAUAAAAACUUGAUACUGGCUUGAAAUUUAAUGCUCUAAAGCGGAACCGCUGAACUGACUUAUUUCUGGGAAAGGUUGAGUGUUUCAAGAAAAAUGGCAAGGAGUCAGCCAUCAACUGAAAAAAAAAUCGAUAUGUCAAGAUAUCGUAACGAACGUAACAUUUUUCUUCAUAUAUGCAUCUGAAACAUUAAUUAAACUAAAAAAUUCCAGAUAUUUGGGAAAAGACGUAGAUAACACGCUGUGUUUUUGUUUUUCAUUUCCAGGUUCCUCCCCGAAUGAAUGUUACGAAUGCUUCGCCCAUACGUCAUGGGAAGACUGCAUCAACAAAACAAUUUCAAGAACUUGUGAACGGGGUGAUUAUAUGUGUAUAAAAGGCAAGAUCUCAUUCUCAAAAAAUUCCAAGACAGAGCACAUAUUCUUCAAAACCUGCGCAAACGGGAAUGAAUGUAUGACUUAUGAGAAAGAUGGAACCCAGGUCCCUACAUGUCAGGAUAAGAAGAGGCAGGGUUACUCAGUCGAGUGUUCGGUCACGUGCUGCGAAGAUGACAAAUGUAAUGGUGCUGUGCAGGGACAAAGGGUCAGCGGUCUGUUGAUGUUUGUUUCAUGCGUACUAGCUGCUAAGAAGUUGAUAUGGUCA